AUGAUUCCUGCAAUUCAGGAGCGCUCACUACAUGUUCGACGAAAUGCCAAGGAGAGCUCGGUCGCUGUUUCUCAUCCCCAUCCCCAUCAUUCUGGGGCUUCAUCUGUAGCUGCAUCAACAGCUCCCUUGUCGUCCUCUAAUUCGUCCCAGCAGGAUACCCCUGAUCCCUCUCAUCAGCAACCUCAUCUACCUCCAAUCAGCCCCGCCAUCCUUUCUUCGGAACAGCAGUCCACGGCAGACCCCAAUGCUCCGCUUCCCCUUCAUCCACCUCCCUCGAAGCAUGCUCCUUUCGCUGUUGCAGCUCUCUUGUCGGCUGCGGAUCUUUCCACAUUCAGGGACCCCCCCGAUUUCUCUCUCUGCAGCAGCAUCAUUUUCGGAGUAGUCAACUAUGUGAAUCCGCUACCCCUAUCCUCCACCUCUCAUCAUCAAAACAUCGCUGCCCGCUGCCUGCAGCAGGCAACUGCCUGCCAGGUCCAGCCGCUCCUGCAGUCCACUGACGCUGCGGCAACUCAUCCGCCUCUUAUUCCACCACCAUCCAACUCCACUGUCGCUACAGUAACUCAUCAGCUAUGUGAUCCGCUAUCCUAUCCUCCACCUCCAUCUCAACCACCGCUGCCCGCUGCUGCACAGCAACUGCCUGCAGUCCAGCCACACCUACAGUCCUCUGUAGCUGCAGCAACUCAUCCGCCUCUUAUUCCACCACCAUCCAACGUCGUAGCAAUCUCCUCUUCCACUCCGUUACCUUCUUCUGCAGUAUCACCCGCUGACUCAGUCCAGCAUCCUCCGUCGUCCGAGGUCCAGCCGAGUGACACAAGCUCAGUUUCUGCCCCUGCUGCAGUCCCCUCCACGGCACAGUUUCUGUCCGCCCAAGCUGCACCCUUCUCCCCUUCGGAUCCAGUCCAAGCAACUCAGCAAACUUCAUCUCUAAACAACCAGCACUCUACCUCAUCCUUGAGAGUUUACUACAACUCCACGGUGCCAAAUAUAUGA
Messenger RNA from Asparagus officinalis (garden asparagus), 990 nucleotides. RefSeq names its product vegetative cell wall protein gp1-like. Lineage: Eukaryota; Viridiplantae; Streptophyta; Magnoliopsida; Asparagales; Asparagaceae. Bases 1 to 990 code for a protein of 329 amino acids. The record is from RefSeq and is a predicted model, not a curated record. The transcript has a single exon.